Orcinus orca (killer whale) is the source of this 10722-nucleotide messenger RNA. It is a transcript of the gene AHNAK2, whose product is annotated as AHNAK nucleoprotein 2. Gene Ontology annotation, molecular function: protein binding. The record is from RefSeq and is a predicted model, not a curated record. Gene Ontology annotation, cellular component: nucleus; cytoplasm; costamere. Gene Ontology annotation, biological process: regulation of RNA splicing. The coding region runs from base 77 to 10258 and encodes 3393 amino acids. Lineage: Eukaryota; Metazoa; Chordata; Mammalia; Artiodactyla; Delphinidae. The transcript is spliced from 10 exons.
CCGCCCGCGCGGCGGAGCCGGGAUCUGCGACUGGACGCGACGGGCCGCCGCCGGCCAGCACCGCCCGGCUGCCAAGAUGUGCGACUGCUUCCACAUGAUGCUGCCCAACUGGCCCGAAGCCCCCGGCAGCGCGUCUGGCCGGCAGUUGCAGCCUGAAGAGCCAGAUGCAGAAACCGCGGAGGACCAGUCCGUGACGGAAGGGUCUGUGGAUGAGAUCAUUCGGCCCCGGCCACAGGGGUCCUCGCCCGUCUACGAGUACGUGACUGAGGGCGCCGGCUUCGGACUCCCGGAAGACACGCCAAGGAGGCGGAGGUCCUGGUGGAAGCGGGAUUCGGGGGACUCGCAGACGCUUUCCAGGAUGAGCCGUCUGGAGUCCACGCAGGAGGCGACAGAGGGGACACUGAAGACCAAGGUGGAGGCUGGAGCCAGUGGCUACAUUGUCACGGGCGGCGGGGACCAGGGGAUCUUUGUCAAGCAGGUGCUGAAGGAGUCCUCAGCUGCCAAGCUCUUCAGCCUGAGAGAAGGGGAUCAGCUGCUCAGCACAACCAUAUUCUUUGACGACAUUAAAUACGAAGAUGCUCUCAAAAUCCUCCAGUACUCAGAGCCUUACAAGGUUCAGUUCACAGUCAGGCGGCAGCUUCCCGCCCGGGAGGACGAGGAGGGAGCUUCCGGCGGCGCUCCGCGUGGCUCGAGGGGCAGCAAGAAGCAGGACCAGGAUAUCGCCGAAGGGCGCACGGAGACCCCCACGGAGACGCUGCAGGAGGAUGGAGACCAGGAGAGGCUCAUCUCCAAGCCCAGGGAGGGCAGAGGCAGGCAGCCCCAGAGGGAGCGGCUCUCCUGGCCCAAAUUCCAAGCUCUGAAGAGCAAGCGUGGGCCAGGGCCCCGGAGGUCGCACAGCUCCUCGGAGGCCAGCGAGCGAGGGGACGUGCCUGACCUGUCCCCCACGAGCACAGACACGGAGGCCCAGCUCCCGGAAGCAGGGCCAGGCAGGCAGCGGAAGAAAAGCUUCCCGAACCUGAGAUUCCGGGUGGGCUCAGGGAAGGGGCUGUCGGGCAGGGGAGCCCACGGGGGGACAGUCCAGGCUGGGGUCCUGGUGGAGACAGGGCCCCGGGAUUCCGGGCGAGAGGCCUCCAGGGCUGCCGCCCAUGGCGGGAGAGAGGACAGGACGGCAGGGGUGCCAGAGGCCGCCGAGCCCCCCACGGAGCCUGGCCUCCCCACUGAGGGAGCCCCCGGGGAAGGGGCCGGCCCAGCACCCAGACCCCGAAGAAAGACAAAAGAGGCCAAGGACAGGGGGGAGACUGUGGCCCAGGGAACAGCCGGGCUGGGCCCAGCGCCAGGACAGAGCAGGGAGGGGGCCGGGGAAGGCACACAGGCGCUGGAGCUCGGCACUGCCAGGCUGUCUCUGCAAGACUCAGCAGACCAAGGCACCCACCAAAACCACCAACCAGAAUUCCAUGUCCGCAUACCCACUUUAAAGACACCCAAGUUUGGACUUUACAAAGAAAAAGUGCUCGAGAAAGAAGGAGCCGCGACAGCUCUCCAGCAGGGACCACGGCAGAGAAGGGUCUCUGCUGAGGGCACGGAGGCCAAGGGGGAGGAUGCAGGGGAAGCAGAAAAGCACAGGCCCAGACAACCCCCAGUCCAUCCGCCAGCGCAAGAGGGAGGAGCAACGGAGGAAGAUGCAGCCCAGAAGAGAGACGAGGACAGCAAGGGCGGGGGCCCGCACACGGACGAAAAGGAGGGGAAGAUGAAAAUGCUAAGGUUCAAGCUGCCCUCCUUUGGGUGGUCGCCAGCGAAGGAGGCAAAAGGAGACAAAGCGACACAACUCCAGGAAACAGAGAAGGAAAAGGAGAGCAGCAUCACAGUAGAAACGUUAGAGACGGACAUGAAAGGCAAAGGUGGACUAGAGCGAGACAGCAAGUUCCAAAUGCCCAGGUUCAAGAUGCCGUCCUUCAGGGUGUCAGCGCCCAGCAAGUCCGUCCAGGCCGCCGUGGAGGUGUCCGUGCCCAAGGCCCAGGCCGAAGUGACCCUGACCUUGGUGCAGGCCGACGUCAAGACCAGUGACCUUAGGAUUGAGCAGCUCUCUGCUGAGCUGGAGGUCAAGGCCACUGAAGUGGGCGUGAAGCUCCCGGAGGGCCACCAUCCCGAAGCGGAGCCCAAGGAAGCAGCAGCGGGAAUCGGACUCAAGGGCCACCUGCCCAAGGUGCAGAUGCCCAGCAUCAAGGCCCCCCAGGUGGACAUCAAAGGACCCAAACUGGACCUGCAGGACGCCAAGGGCGAGGUGACGGCCCACGACGCGGAGGUGUCACUGCCCAGCGUGGAGGUGGACACCCAGGCCGCAGGUACCAAGUUGGAGGGCGACAUGUCCCUGGGGGACAAGGAGGUGGCCGCCAGAGACAGCAAGUUCAAAAUGCCCAAGUUCAAGAUGCCGUCCUUCGGGGUGUCAGCGUCCAGCAAGUCCGUCGAAGCCUCCUUGGACGGGUCUGGCCCCAAGGACCAGGCUGAGGUGACCCUGCCCUCGGUGCAGGCCGACGUCAAGACCAAUGACCUCAGCAUCGAGCUGCCUUCCGCCGAGCUGGAUGUCAAGGCCGCCGAGGUGGGCGUGAAGCUCCCGGAGGACCACCUUCCCGAAGCGGAGCCCAAGGAAGAGGCAGCGGGAAUCGGACUCAAGGGCCACCUGCCUACGGUGCAGAUGCCCAGCAUCAAGGUGCCCGAGGUGGACAUCAAGGGGCCCAAACUGGACCUGAAGGACGCCAAAGGCGAGGUGAAGGUCCCUGACGUGGAAGUGUCACUGUCCAGCAUGGAGGUGGACAGCCAGGCGGAGGGCAUCAUGCUGGCGGGCGAUGUGUCCCUUGGGGACAAGGAGGUGGCCGCCAGAGACAGCAAGUUCAAAAUGCCCAAGUUCAAGAUGCCGUCCUUCGGGGUGUCAGCGCCCAGCAAGUCCGUCCAGGCCGCCAUGGAGGUGUCCGUGCCCAAGGCCCAGGCCGAAGUGACCCUGCCCUCGGUGCAGGCCGACGUCAAGACCAGUGACCUCAGCAUCGAGCUGCCCUCCUCCAAGCUGGAGGUCAAGGCCGCCGAGGUGGGCCUGAAGCUCCCAGAGGGCCACCUUCCGGAAGCGGAGCCCAAGGAAGCAGCAGCGGGAAUCGGACUCAAGGGCCACCUGCCCAAGGUGCAGAUGCCCAGCAUCAAGGUGCCCAAGGUGGACAUCAAGGUCCCCCAGGUGGACAUCAAGGGGCCCAAACUGGACCUGAAGGACGCCAAAGGCGAGGUGACGACCCCCGACAUGCAGGUGUCGCUGCCCAGCGUGGAGGUGGACACCCAGGCCGCGGGCAUCAUGCUGGCGGGCGAUGUGUCCCUUGGGGACAAGGAGGUGGCCGCCAGAGACAGCAAGUUCAAAAUGCCCAAGUUCAAGAUGCCGUCUUUCGGGGUGUCAGCGCCCAGCAAGUCCGUCCAGGCCACCAUGGAGGUGUCCGUGCCCAAGGCCCAGGCCGAAGUGACCCUGCCCUCGGUGCAGGCCGACGUCAAGACCAGUGACCUCAGCAUUGAGCUGCCCUCCACCGAGCUGGAUGUCAAGGCUGCCGAGGUGGGCGUGAAACUCCCAGAGGGCCACCUUCCCGAAGCAGAGAUCAAGGAAGAGGUUGCGGGAAUCGGACUCAAGGGCCACCUGCCCAAGGUGCAGAUGCCCAGCAUCAAGGUGCCCAAGGUGGACAUCAAGGGCCCCCAGGUGGACAUCAAGGGGCCUAAACCGGAAUUGCAGGACGCCAAGGGCGAGGUGACGACCCCCGACGUGGAGGUCUCACUGCCCAGCGUGGAGGUGGACAGGCAGGUCGCGGACAGCAAGCUGGAGGGCGAUGUGUCCCUUGGGGACAAGGAGGUGGCCGUCACAGACAGCAAGUUCAAAAUGCCCAAGUUCAAAAUGCCAUCCUUCGGGGUGUCAGCGCCCAGCAAGUCCGUCGAAGCCUCCUUGGAGGGGUCUGGGCUCAAGACUCAGGCCGAGGUGACCCUGCCCUCGGUGCAGGGCGACGUCAAGACCAGUGACCUCAGCAUCGAGCUGCCUUCCGCCGAGCUGGAUGUCAAGGCCGCCGAGGUGGGCGUGAAGCUCCCGGAGGACCACCUUCCCGAAGCGGAGCCCAAGGGAGAGGCAGCGGGAAUCGGACUCAAGGGCCACCUGCCCAAGGUGCAGAUGCCCAGCAUCAAGGUGCCCAAGGUGGACAUCAAGGGGCCCAAACUGGACCUGAAGGACGCCAAGGGCGAGGUGACGACCCCCUAUGUGGAGGUGUCACUGCCCAGCAUGGAGGUGGACACCCAGGCCGUCAGCACCAAGCUGGAGAGCGACGUGUCCCUUGGGGACAAGGAGGUGGCCACCAGAGACAGCAAGUUCAAAAUGCCCAAGUUCAAGAUGCCGUCCUUCGGGGUUUCAGCGUCCAGCAAGUCCGUCGAAGCCUCCUUGGACGGGUCUGGCCCCAAGGACCAGGCUGAGGUGACCCUGCCCUCGGUGCAGGCCGACGUCAAGACCAGUGACCUUAGCAUCGAGCAGCUCUCCGCCGAACUGGAUGUCAAGGCCAACGAGGUGGGUGUAAAGCUCCCGGAGGGCCACCUUCCCGAAGUGGAGCCCAAGGAAGCAGUGGCGGGAAUCGGACUCAAGGGCCACCUGUCCAAGGUGCAGAUGCCCAGCAUCAAGGUGCCCAAGGUGGACAUCAAGGGGCCCAAACUGGACCUGAAGGACGCCAAAGGCGAGGUGACGACCCCCGACAUGCAGGUGUCGCUGCCCAGCGUGGAGGUGGACACACAGGUCGCGGACAUCAUGCUGGCGGGCGAUGUGUCCCUUGGGAACAAGGAGGUGGCCGCCAGAGACAGCAAGUUCAAAAUGCCCAAGUUCAAGAUGCCGUCCUUCGGGGUGUCAGCGCCCAGCAAGUCCGUCCAGGCCGCCGUGGAGGUGUCCGUGCCCAAGGCCCAGACCGAAGUGACCCUGCCCUCGGUGCAGGCCGACGUCAAGACCAGUGACCUCAGCAUCGAGCUGCCCUCCUCCAAGCUGGAGGUCAAGGCCGCCGAUGUGGGCCUGAAGCUCCCGGAGGGCCACCUUCCGGAAGCGGAGCCCAAGGAAGCAGCAGCGGGAAUCGGACUCAAGGGCCACCUGCCCAAGGUGCAGAUGCCCAGCAUCAAGGUGCCCAAGGUGGACAUCAAGGGGCCCAAACUGGACCUGAAGGACGCCAAGGGCGAGGUGAUGACCCCCGACAUGGAGGUGUCGCUGCCCAGCGUGGAGGUGGACACCAAGGCCGCGGACAUCAUGCUGACGGGCGAUGUGUCCCUUGGGGACAAGGAGGUGGCCGCCAGAGACAGCAAGUUCAAAAUGCCCAAGUUCAAGAUGCCAUCCGUUGGGGUGUCAGCGCCCAGCAAGUCUGUCAAGGCCGCCAUGGAGGUGUCCGUGCCCAAGGCCCAGGCCAAGGUGACCCGGCCCUCGGUGCAGGUCGACGUCAAGACCAGUGACCUCAGCAUCGAGCUACCCUCCUCCAAGCUGGAGGUCAAGGCCGCCGAGGUGGGCGUGAAACUCCCGGAGGGCCACCUUCCUGAAGUGGAGCCCACGGAAGCGGCAGCUGAAAUUGGACUCAAGGGCCACCUGUCCAAGGUGCAGAUGCCCAGCAUCAAGGUGCCCAAGGUGGACAUCAAGGGGCCCAAACUGGACCUGAAGGACGCCAAAGGCGAGGUGACGACCCCCGACGUGGAGGUGUCACUGCCCAGCGUGGAGGUGGACAGCCAGGUCGCGGACAGCAAGCUGGAGGGCGAUGUGUCCCUUGGGGACAAGGAGGUGGCCGUCACAGACAGCAAGUUCAAAAUGCCCAAGUUUAAAAUGCCAUCCUUCGGGGUGUCAGUGCCCAGCAAGUCCGUCGAAGCCUCCUUGGAAGGGUCUGGGCUCAAGACUCAGGCCGAGGUGACCCUGCCCUCGGUGCAGGGCAACAUCAAGACCAGUGACCUCAGCAUCGAGCUGCCUUCCGCCGAGCUGGAUGUCAAGGCCGCCGAGGUGGGCGUGAAACUCCCGGAGGGCCACCUUCCCGAAGCAGAGAUCAAGGAAGCAGUGGCGGGAAUCGGACUCAAGGGCCACCUGCCGAAGGUGCAGAUGCCCAGCAUCAAGGUGCCCAAGGUGGACAUCAAGGGCCCCCAGGUGGACAUCAAGGGGCCCAAACUAGACCUGAAGGACGCCAAAGGCGAGGUGACGACCCCCGACAUGGAGGUGUCGCUGCCCAGCGUGGAGGUGGACACCAAGGCCGCGGACAUCAUGCUGGCGGGCGAUGUGUCCCUUGGGGACAAGGAGGUGGCCGCCAGAGACAGCAAGUUCAAAAUGCCCAAGUUCAAGAUGCCGUCCUUCGGGGUGUCAGCGCCCAGCAAGUCCGUCCAGGCCACCAUGGAGGUGUCCGUGCCCAAGGCCCAGGCCGAAGUGACCCUGCCCUCGGUGCAGGCCGACGUCAAGACCAGUGUCCUUAGCAUCGAGCUGCCCUCCACCAAGCUGGAUGUCAAGGCUGCCGAGGUGGGCGUGAAACUCCCGGAGGGUCACCUUCCCGAAGUGGAGCCCAAGGAAGCAGUGGCGGGAAUCGGACUCAAGGGCCACCUGUCCAAGUUGCAGAUGCCCAGCAUCAAGGUGCCCAAGGUGGACAUCAAGGGGCCCAAACUGGACCUGAAGAACGCCAAGGGCGAGAUGAUGACCCCCUAUGUGGAGGUGUCUCUCCCCAGCGUGGAGGUGGACACCCAGGCCACGGGCACCAAGCUGGAGGGCGACGUGUCCCUUGGGGACAAGGAGGUGGCCGCCAGAGACAGCAAGUUCAAAAUGCCCAAGUUCAAGAUGCCGUCCUUCGGGGUGUCGGCUCCCAGCAAGUCCGUCGAAGCCGCCUUGGAAGAGUCCGUACCCAAUGUCCAGGCCCAGGUGACCCUGUCCUCGGUGCAGGCCGACGUGAAGACAAGUGCCCUCAGCAUCGAGCUGCCCUCCACCGAGCUGGAGGUCAAGGGUGCCAAGGUGGGCGUGAAGCUCCCAGAGGGCCACCUUCUCAGAGCAGAGCCCAAGGAAGUGGCGCUGGGAAUUGCGCUCAAAGGCCACCCGCCCAAAUUGGAGAAGCCCAGCAUCAAGGUGCCCAAGGUGGACAUUGAGGGGCCCAAGCUGGACCUGAAGGACGCCAAGGGUGAGGUACUCACAAAAUACCAGGUGACUCUCCCUGGAGCCGCUGUCUCCCCGGGGCUCCCUCUGGAAGCGGCCCCUUGUUCCCAGAACGAUGCCUAUCUUCCCAGCUCAGAAAGUUCUGCCAGUCUUCCAACCCAGGAGAGAGUUGCAGCAUCCCAGAGUGACAGUCCCGCAGGCCCUGUGGACCCCAUGUUUUUUGCGUCAUACGGUCGGGUGAGUUUUCCUAAGUUUCAUCCACCAAAGUUCGGGUUUUCUGUCCCAGAAGCAGCCGAUGCAGAGGUGGAGGCCAGUGCCGGGGAUUGUGCCCCCUCUCUCUCCACUACUGGCCCUGCCCGGGGCCGGGACUCCACAGCUGUGCCGCGCAGUGCGUGGCCGUCGGCAGUGGCUGCAGGUGAGAGCCCAGCUAAAGAUACUGGACGUGGGGGGGAAGAUAGUCCCUUAAAAAUGCCGUGGAUCAAGCUUCCGUCAUUCAGCUGGUCCCCAGAGAAGGGGGUGGUGCCCCCAGAGGACCCUGAAUGCAGCCUGGACGACGCAGAGAUCAGCGUGGCUGUGGACACGGGUCACAAGGGCGUGCCCCCUGGGUGUCCUGUGUCUGCUGUGGACGCGCUUCCGGAGAAGGACGGAGAGGAGAGUGGCGUGGGGUCGCCUGGCUGUGCUGUGCUGGAACACGCACCUCUCACAGGGCUCACUCCAGAGGGCGGGCCCGGCCUGCCACGCGGAGACCCCGCUGCUCCACGCUCUAGGCCCCCGGUGGGGGGUGGCGCUCCAGAAGGCGCGGACGUGGACCCCCGUCUGCCACAGGCCCACGCUCCCCUUUUGGACUUUGUCAGACCCGACCUCAGACCCAGCAAGGCCGAGGUGGGGGGGAGCUCGUCAGCUGGUGGCCCUCCGUCUCCGGGACACAGCAGCCAAGGGCACGGGCUCCGGGACGGCUCAGCAAGCCAGCCUCUCAGCGAGGCGACGGCCCCCUCGGUAGGAGACCCCCAGCAGCCGUCCUGCAGCCCAGCAGAUGUGGACGCUCCCGCGGUGGGGAGCGCGGCCUUGCAGGGGGGCUGGUUCAGGAUGCCCGCGCUCCGCCUGCCCAGCCUCCGGCGCCCCGCCAGGGAGAGGGGGGCGGCUGGGGCUCGGGGGGCGCCAGUGCCCGCGCCUGCUGCCAGCACACUGAGGGAAGGAGAAAGCCCAGCUCCAGUCAGGGGUCAGGGGGUUCCUGGGUCAGAGGUGGAAGAAGCUAUGUCCCUGCAGCCCCCAGAGGCAGGGGCAGACGAGGCAGCAGCGGAGCUCGCGUCCCACGCAGACGCAGACGUCCUAAAGAGAAGUCCUGAGGACAAACGCUCAGAGCCGUACCUCUCUCCUGCAGGGGCGCCCGCUGCAGGCCUUUCCCCUUCCGAGGCCAGGGUCCGUCCAGGCGAAGGCUCCCUCCCUCUUCAGAUGCCUAGCGGCAGGCUUUCAGGAACCCAGGCCCCUCCUGCUGGGCCUGCAGGACCGGGCCUUGCUGCGGGGCAGGGGCGGGCAGAGGAAUGGCCCUCCCAGCCUGAAGGCCCCAUUAAACUGAAGGCGUCCAGGACCGACGGGCCGUCCCAGGUUUCUGUCGUUAACAUGGGUCAGCCCUGGGAAGGCUCCGUGGUAACUGUCAGACUGCCCAGGUUAAGCGUGCCAAGGUUCGCCUUUCCUGACCCCAGCUCCGAGGCCGACGUCUUUAUCCCCGCCGUGACAGAAGUGCAGUGCCCGGGGAGCAGCCUUGCCCACGCCCUGCACGAGGGAAGCCCGGGAGUCUGGGGCGCCAGCAUCCUGAGGGCAGGUGCUGGGACCCCUGAGGGGCAGCCUGUGGCCCUUGGCUUCUCCCCGGAAGCUUCCCCCAUUUCCGAGGUCAGAGUGCAUGUUCAGCGUGCGCAGGGAGAGGGCCCCGAGGUCGCCGUCCACAGCAGGGCGACGGCAGAGUUGGCUGACCUCUCGGGACCCGAGGCUAUUUCCACCCAGGUCGUGCGGCAAUUGGAGAUCCCCGCGUCUGAGAUCCAAACGGCUUCUUACGGAUUCUCGUUGCUGAAGGUGAAGAUGCCGGAGCCCCGCACGCGGGUGAGUGUCCGAGACUCCCGGCUGAGGGAUGGCCUGCAGGAGGCUUCCCAACAGGCCGCCCCGGGAGCAGAGCCCACCGCUGGAGGUCUGCAGCCGGACACCGCAGGACCGUCUGAAGUGAUCUCGCCCAGUGUCGAUGUGCCUGGACAGCCAACGUUCACGCCCAAAGUGGCCUCUGGCCGCCAGGGUGCCGACAGCUGCUCCGACAGGGACGAGGCUGCAGAGGUUCUCGCAUUUCCCCCUAAAGAAGCCGGCGGGGAGGCAGCUACCUCCCGGGCAGAGGAAGGCUCGGCUCCAGGAGAGAAACCAGGAGGUAGAAGGUCUGGUCUGUUCAGGUUUUGGCUUCCGAACAUUGGCUUUUCUUCCUCUGCCGAAGAGCCGCGCGCUGAUUCCAAAGGCGAGGCCCGCGCGGCGGCUGCCCUCCAGACACAGCCUGGGGCACGGCCUGAGGCAGAGCUCCCUAGGAAGCCCCAGAGGGCGGGCUGGUUGCGAUUCCCCACAUUAGGGCUCUCCUCCUCUCCCACCAAGAAAAGCGAAAGCUCUGAAGACGAGGCAGCUCUGGCAGAGCAAAACGCCCAAGAACAAGCGGUCACGUUCUUUGAUGCCCCAGAAAGCUUCUCUCCAGAGGGCGAGGGGGCCGGGGGGCCGGUGGAGACUGCGGGCGCCAGAGCGAUGGCCACGUCCACGGCAAGGACGGGGCUGGUCCUGCUGGAGCAGGACCCAGAGGGCGGGAUGCACCUGCACCCGGGCCCACCACAGAGUGAGGACAGACGGACAGACGAAAGGAGGCCCAGCGAAGCUCCCACCGUGAGGACGCGCGUGUCCACCUUGAUUCACAGCACCGAGAGCGAAGCAGAGGUGCCCGAGAGCGGCGGGGCCCCGCCCUCACACAGCCCCCCCGAAGUGGGACCCCAAACACGCCGGCCUCCCAGAGCCUCCACAGCAGAGGCGGCACCCGGACGCCCCACGCGACCCCAGCCCCACGCGGGGUCCUGUGCUCCUGACGGUCUUGGUUAGACACGUGUUACUCGAGAUCCCUGCCCACGAGGCCCUCGAGAACACAACUGCUGCUUGGAGAAGGGGCUGUGACGGCCGUGGGUGCAGAAGUCGUUUGGGGUUCAACUCCUGUCCUGCUGCUGCCUCCUGGUGAAGGUCGAUUCGCUCUUUCGGGCAGAGUCUGGCGUGUUCCAGGAGACCCCGCUCCCCGCUCGCUUGCAAGCAGCUCACUCCGCUGUUGGAUGCCUGGCCGCCAGCGCGGCAAAUGCACGCGCCCUGGGCUGGGGGCGGGCGAGCCAGCAGAGGUCGUUCAGACGGCCGUGAGUUCCCACGGGACGGUCUCUGGGCGUCCGCUUGCCCGCGGCACCCCCCCCCCUCCGCGUGCCCGGCCCCUCAGUGUACCCGCUGCGGCCAGGCUGCAGACGGGACCUGUCUGGCUGCUCCCGGGACCCUGGACGGGCAAUAAAUCCAGUGCUGCUUCCCCA